This is a messenger RNA of Heterobasidion irregulare TC 32-1, 742 nucleotides long. RefSeq lists its product as uncharacterized. The transcript is spliced from 5 exons. The annotation marks the transcript as partial. The record is from RefSeq and is a predicted model, not a curated record. NCBI's taxonomy places the organism in Eukaryota, Fungi, Basidiomycota, Agaricomycetes, Russulales, Bondarzewiaceae.
CCUCCCAACCGUUCGCGAUUGCGAGCACAACGGAUCGCCCGUUCCUGGCGCGCCUAACGCUUACAUUCAUCGGGUCGCAAAACCCUCCGAUGGAAGUCGAGCACUGGGUCGAGCUCGAUCCGCUGAGAUCGGCCAGCCCCGUGGUUGGUGACGAGCAGGUCCUUGAUGUUGAGCUAGACCGACAUACGCAACUGCUGCCUGUGUCAGACGGUGGAGGUGAGAGCAAGCGUGCUGUGAUGGCGAUGCUGUGUGGCCCACGAUCAGAAAAAAGAGACCCUGGUAUCGUCAGCGACACUAACUCAGUGCAAUCUGAUCAGAAUCCGUUGGAAGCAGCACCUGGUUACGCCGUUAUUCUCAGGUCUCUGGUUCCCCGCUUUCCUAUGACCAUGCGAGAUGUCAAGGGCAGAAUCGCACCUCAAGUCCCUUAUAAGCUGAUGCCAUCGCUUGCUCAGUUUCGUGCGCUGGUGGCCGGGCGGCGGGAGGCUAUCAAAUGGGGCCGCGCUCGUGCUCUUAAGGAAGCAUAUGACGCGCGCGUUCGGAUGUCGUCUCCUCCGGACGCCGAAAGGAUGAUUCCUCUGACUAUCGGAGAUAUAUUCCGGUGGUUGGAAGAUGAGGGCUUCUUCCACCCCGCUCGCCCCAAGGCUCAGGCCGAAGACGCGCCUGAUGAAAAAAAAGUUAUUGGACACACCGCUGAUGCAUCAGUGCCGAUGGGCGCACAGUCUGACGCUUUCUGUCCUGCCUG